Messenger RNA from Alosa sapidissima (American shad), 3695 nucleotides. RefSeq names its product SPRY domain containing 3 (gene spryd3). Gene Ontology annotation, molecular function: protein binding. The transcript has 11 exons. Lineage: Eukaryota; Metazoa; Chordata; Actinopteri; Clupeiformes; Clupeidae. The coding region runs from base 177 to 1430 and encodes 417 amino acids. The record is from RefSeq and is a predicted model, not a curated record.
CGUCACCAGGAAGCGCCGUCCAUACUUUAUUGAAGUUUUCUCGCAAAUGCAACCGACAGUUAGAAAUGAGUUCAAGUGCCUCUAAUAGCUAAAUUUUUUAAAAUGUUUUGAUACAUAAAAUAAGGACCAUAUCAGUGUCACUGACCUUGGCCUCUUCUCAUUAACAGCCAUUUGAGAUGGAUGACAUCCACCUACACUACAGGUUCUUGAACUGGAGACGGCGAAUCAGAGAGAUUCGUGAGGUUCGAGCUGUGCGCUUUCAGGAGCGAUACAAGCGUAUGCUUAAAGAUGGAGACACACUCAGUUAUCAUGGGAACUCGGAUGAAGUUGGCUGCUAUGUGGCUCCUAGACCAUUAUCAAAAGGAAACUGUUACUUUGAGGUGACCAUAAUGCACACUGGAGUAAGAGGCACUAUUGCAGUUGGCCUUGUUCCUCAGUUCUACAAGCUUGACCACCAGCCCGGCUGGCUCCCACAUUCUGUCGCAUACCAUGCUGAUGAUGGCAAGCUCUACAAUGGAACAGGAGUAGGACAGCAGUUUGGUCCAAAGUGUAACCGCGGAGACCGUAUUGGCUGUGGGAUUUAUGCUGACACUGUAGAUGCUGGCCUCACGACUGUAUUCUUUACCAAGAAUGGGAAAGAGGUAGGUUCGGUGGUGGUACCUGUGGCCCCGGACGGACUGUUCCCUGCCAUCGGCAUGCAUUCCCUGGGAGAGGAGGUGCGGCUGGACCUGCAGGCCGAGUGGGGGCAGGAGGAGGACGACAGUGUGAUGAUGGUGGACAGCCAUGAAGACGAGUGGGGUCGCCUCUAUGAUGUGCGGUCCAGCGGAACGCUUCUGGAGUAUGUAGGGAAAGGCAAGAGCAUCAUGGAUGUGGGAUUGGCCCAAGCCCGCCAGCCUCUCACCACACGUAGUCACUACUUUGAGGUGGAAAUUGUGGAUGCAGGCGACAAAUGCUAUAUAGCACUUGGACUGGCACGCAGAGACUACCCCAAGAACAGGCACCCUGGUUGGAGCCGAGGAUCCGUGGCAUACCAUGCAGAUGAUGGCAAGAUCUUUCAUGGAAGUGGGGUAGGAGACCCUUUUGGACCACGCUGUUUCGAGGGAGACAUCAUGGGCUGUGGAAUCAUGUUCCCACGAGACUACAUCUCAGACGGGGAAGAUGAGUUGGAUGAGUGGGAGGCACUGGAGGUUCGGCCCAAACAGGGCCGCGUGCAGAACUUUGUGUACCUGAACGAUGAAGACGAGGAGGAGGAUGGAGAUGACCCUGAGCAGGAUCAGGAAGGCAGAAAAGUCAUGGUGUUCUUCACCCGCAACGGCAAGAUCAUCGGGCGACGGGAGGUGGUGGUGCCCAUGGGCGGCUUCUACCCAACCAUCGGGAUGCUGAGCAGCGGAGAGAAGGUCAAGGUGGACCUGCAUCCCCUCAGCGGCUGAGCGGGAGUGGGAGGGAUGCGCAAGAAAGAACACGGAGGGAGGAAAAAGAGCAUCCACAUAUCAAGCUGUCAGUUCAAAUAUAUGCUUCGACCAGUUCACCAUUGCGGUCAUCAUGAUUAGUUUAAACUACUGCAGUGAAAAAGGGGGAACCAUCCGGAUUUGGUGAGCUCAGCAGAACAGGGUGUGUUGGUACUGGUCACACAGCUUUUCUUUACUUUCUCAUUAUCUUACUUUUUAAACAAGCCUUUCGCUUGAAGUUAUUUUGGCAGAGGCUUGGAGACAACCAGGAGAGCCUGGAGACAACCGCAUCAACACGAGUCCUCAUCUCUCCUUGUCCGUUAUCUCUUCACUCUGGGAAGUGGUGCUUCAUGUUCAGCUCGGGGCCUUUGGCCUGCUGUGUUUGCACCAUGACACUUUGCUGCCUUCCCUCAGCCUGAGGCAAAGCAUACAAAGAUAAUAAUCAGGUGGUUAGAUUCAGGUCUGAAAAUCGUCAUAUCAAGUUGACCCGCACUUAAAGGCUUUGAUCUGAUUUUGAUUAAUAUAAACUAUAUGAACAGUUCAGGAAAACAAAUAAAUAAAUACAAAAUAUACAUAUAAUAAAUAUAAUUGAUAAAAAGCAUCCUGUAUUUUUUAUGAAUGUAUAUAAUUUACAUAUGUGACUCCCUCAUUGCCAAAUUCUGUGUCACGCAGUGCAGUUGAAGGCCCUUACUGUCAUGUUAAUUGGUACAUCCACACUUUUGAAGCAGCAUUUACACCAGGAAGUGGCAUGGUCUGACAUGGUCAGCAGCAUCAAGCACUUUCUAUUCAGCACUCCCACUUAAUAUUCAUCACAUUCUCUUUUGACUUUUUAUUUCCCUUCACUGGUGAAUGUCUUUUGGAAGUCAAAUGCCACUUCUAAGAUGAGAUUGCUAUUAGCUCAGUAGGGAUGUUGUUGACUGUUAAUGAAUAAAGGGAUGAAUUGAAGCUCACCGCAGGCAUGUAGGACAAGGGCUGCGUUUUCAUGACUGCUGUUUGUUUUGUCCUCAUCACUCUCAUGCAGAAAAGGCUCCUCGGCAGCCCUCAACCAGGGGCCUGGAGGUGGCCCAGCUCAGGCAGACAUGAUCUCCAGAUGUACUGUGGGGCAAUAUAUGAGUGCUUUAUAUGUCAGAAUCCUGAGGACAAAAAUGUUCAAGCAUAAUGUUUUUUGAUUCAGCCUUUUUUGGAAUUUCCAUUAGACCUCUAUUUUUCCCCCCAUCAAUCACUAGCCAGUUAUAUUCAUGCUUGCUUAGCAACAAAUCGCAAGAUAUCAUGGUGCAAGCAAAAAGACACAGGAGUAUGCAUCACUAUGGUCCUGUGUAGCAAGACAAUGACAUUGUGCUUUGCAGACACUGCUGCGUUGUGAAAUAGCCCCACUCACUGUUCUGAGCACUUUAAAGCAGUCUAACGACUAAACCACCCGAAAACAGAAGCCAUUUUGCACACCUCAAGUGAGAUCAAACUGUAGAAUCUGUCGGUAUGUGUUGUCCUAUGUGCUUUUUUAUGUCUCCACAUAUAUAUUGAAAAUGAAAAUUAUGUAUUUUUAUCUGCUGUCUAGCAAAUAACCUAAGAUCAAUGCCAAAUUUAUUCUCAUAUUUUCCCCUCCCCACACAUUAGUAGGGAAUUUUUUUAAGAGCGAUUUUUAUUAAACUGUAAUAGAUUUACUCUUUGUGUGCCUCACUUCACUGUUCUCAAUGAAAUGCCAUUAUUUAAUAUGCUUACUCUGAAAGCAACUGUUCACUUCAUGUCUUUAAGCAGGCAAUAAAUCAUUGUUUUGUCAUUGAGGGAUGGGGGGCAAUUGAUUAACCUGGGUGAUAUCUAAACGUUUGCACUGAAUGCAUGUUUUUCAACAAGCCUUCCAGAAUGCAACAGUUGCUUUAAGAUUACCCCCACAUCUCCCAAAAGUGUAAUAUUCCAAGAAAGUCUUAAAUUGUAUUGAAAUUAUACUCCUAUAACACAUUGGUGUCAGGCGAUCUAUGCUUUAGAUUCUAUGUAUUCCUCAUCUCAUGGUCUGAAUUGAAUUGUUCUUAUUUGAUCAGAACCAUUAGGGGUGUGUAACCUCUAGUGCAUCCACUUCACACAGAGCACUUCUGUCUGGGUCCUCUGUAUCUUUGAAAUGAUGAUUGAAUGAUUGUUAGCCACCAAUACUGUAAAUGUUAGCAUCUUGCCUAAUUGUAGCAUGCAUGAUUUUGCUAACUGUAUAUAUACACACAUACACAAUCAUUAAUAAAGAUGGCUAUUUCCAUAUAA